GUCUUCCUCAUUUGUCUUUUUACUAAUGUCUGUGUGAGAGAGAGAAGACGAUCCAACCAUCUGUCUUUCUUCUUCCUUUUCUUCACUCUUUCAACUCCUUUCCCCCAGAAAAAAAAAAAGCCUCUUCCUCUUUACAUCUAAAAAAAUCGACUUUUGUUUUUUUCUUAAAGCUAAAAAAGAGCUUUCUGUAAUCAAUUUGAUAUAUAUAUUUGUAGCGUUUUGAGGUAUUUAUGUUCAUUGAUUGCUUGAUUGACUAUUUAAUCCAUCUUAAUUUGGAUUACUAGUUUCCCGAUUUAGAUAAUUUUAGGGGUUAGGGUUUUUUGAGGUGUGUCUGUGGUUAAUUUGGUAAGAAGAUGGCUACACUUGUAAGAAAGUUCUUACCUUUAUCAUCACCGGUUCCUAUAAAGGAUAAUCACGCUAGUGACGAUGGUGAAGAAAGUAGUAAUAGUUUUCAGAUUGAUUAUUCAUUUGCAGAGGAGUAUAAAGGUCCUCUUAUUGCUACUAAUCUUCCACGAGCUAAUCCCGUUCAAGUUGAUGAGAUUCCCACGGCUCUUCCCGUUUCGUUUACUUCCUUGUCCAGUGCUGUCUCUUACCCUGUGGUUCAGCCUCUCCCUACGGCUAAUAGACUUACCAAGAAACCACCUGAGAAGAAGAAGAACGGUUUUGUUGAUUCUGCAGCUAGCUCUAGUGUGGUUUUGAAGCCUCAUCAUUUGGUCUCUGGAUCAUCAUCAUCGUCAUCACCGUCAUCAAGUAGGGUUACCAGGAAACCACAUGAGAAGAAGAACGGUUUUGUUGAUUCUGUAGCGAGUCCUAGUGUGGUUUUGAAGCCUCAUCAUGUGGUUUCUGGAUCGUCAUCAUCAUCAUCACAGAGGUUGGAGGUAGGAGAAGAAGUUGCUUCACCGUCAUCAUCGGCAGCAGAAGUAAGAGAGGAAUCAGAAGGUGAAGAUGAUUGUUCGGAUGAAGAAGAGCAAGUAAACCGUGUGAGAUUCGCUGAGGAGAGUGAAUAUGAUGAAGAAAGCGUUUACAUGUCUGAUGGGGAGAGUAUAGCUGCUGCAACGCCUAGAGCUGAAAGGAAAGGUAAAAAAGGGUCGUGCUACCGAUGCCUUAUGGGGAGCAGGUUUACGGAGAAGGAAGUUUGCAUUGUCUGCUGUGCCAAAUACUGUUCCAAUUGUGUGCGUAGAGCCAUGGGUGCGAUGCCUGAAGGAAGAAAGUGUCAGACUUGCAUUGGUUUCAGAAUCGCUGAGGACAACAGAAAGAGUCUUGGCAAGUGUUCAAGAAUGCUGAAGCGUGUUCUCACGGAUUCGGAACUUAAACAAGUCAUGCAGGCUGAGAUCUCCUGCAAGGUGAAUCAGUUGCCUUCAAGGCUGAUCACUGUCAAUGGCAAGUCUUUGGAUGAAGAAGAGCUUUUCAUGUUGCAGACUUGUCCUAAUCCACCUAAAAAGCUAAAACCUGGAGACUAUUGGUAUGAUAAAGUUGCUGGCUAUUGGGGAAAGGUAGGAGAGAAACCUUGUCAGAUUAUAAGUCCUCACAUGAACAUAGGAGGUAACAUCAAGAAGGAAGCAAGCAGUGGUGACACUGAGAUUUUCAUUAAUAACCGGGAAAUAACCAAGAGUGAGCUCAUGAUGCUCAAGAUGGUUGGGGUACAGUGUGAAGGGAAGCCUCAUUUUUGGGUCAAUUCAGAUGGAACUUACCAAGAAGAAGGUCAGAACCGUAUCAUGGGGAACAUCUGGAGUAAGAAAAGAGCUAGGCUUGCAUGUGCGGUGUUCUCUCUGCCAGUUCCUCCUACUUCAUCUGCAGUAGAACCAAAUGAUGAACCCGUAUAUGAGCAUAAAAUGCUUAACAAGCUUCUUCUGAUUGGUGAGGAGAAAUGUGGUGCCACUACGAUUUACAAACAAGCAAGAUCUCUAUAUAAAGUCCCAUUCACUGAAGACGAGCGUGAAAGAAUCAAAGUCACAAUCCAAACCAAUCUCUAUGCGUAUCUAGCGAUGGUUCUUGAGGCAUAUGAACAAGAGAUGAACAAUAACCAGUCCUCAGACCAAACAGGCAAUACAGGAGAUGAGACCAGUGCUAAAACAGUUAGCUCCAUCAACCCGAGACUAAAACAUUUUUCAGAUUGGCUUCUCAAAGAAAAGGAAGAAGGAAACCUGAAGAUAUUUCCAGCGUCAAGCCGCGAGAAUGCUCAAACCGUUGCAGAGCUCUGGAGAGUACCAGCCAUUCAAGCCACCUACAAAAGACUUCGUGAUACAUUUCCCAGAAACGCUGUUUAUUUUCUUGGACGAAUUCUAGAGAUAUCGACAGCAGAAUACAAUCCUACUGAUAUGGACAUAUUGCAAGCGGAAGGACUCUCGUCUAUAGAAGGACUUUCUUGUGUGGAGUUCUCAUUCCCAUCAACAGCUCAAGAAGACUCUCUUGAGAUCGAUUAUCAACACGAUCCAAAAAUGAAGUACCAACUCAUCAGAUUAAAUCCAAGAAAGCUUGGAGAAAACUGGAAACUGCUGGAAAUGUUUGAAGACGCUGACCUGGUGAUAUUCUGUGUCCCACUAACAGAUUAUGGAGAGUACAUAGAAGACAGUGAAGGUGUUCUUGUGAACAAGAUGAUAGCAAACAAACAGCUCUUCGAGAGCAUGGUGACUCACCCCAUCCUAGCUAACAAAAGAUUCCUCCUGGUCUUAACCAAAUUCGAUCUCCUAGAAGAGAAAAUCGAGGAGGUUCCUUUGAGAACCUGUGAGUGGUUUGAAGACUUCAACCCGUUGAUCAGUCAGAACCAGACGAGCAGACACAACCCUCCGAUGGCUCAGCGUGCUUUCCAUUACAUAGGGUAUCAGUUCAAGAGACUGUAUGAUUCACUCGUGGAACCCUUUUCGACGCGUGGUGGUGGUGGUAGGUCCUUUAGGCCGAAGCUGUUUGUUUCACAAGUGAGCUUGGAGAGUGAUACUGUGGAUAAUGCACUUAGGUAUGCGAGAGAGAUUCUUAAGUGGCAUGUUGAAGAAACUUCCAUGUUCCAAGAGAUGUCCACUACUAGCAUCGAGGCCAGCUUAUCCUCUUGAUUCUUCCAAAAUUGAAAAUUCUUUUUUUCCUUUUUCUUAGAGUUUGUGGAUAACACAUGUAUUAUGUUUGUAUGAUGUGUCUGUGUACUGUGUGCAACAGUUGAAUCUUUAAAGAAAAAAUACAUGUGAUUUAAAGUGAUUACAGUUGAGAGAUUAUUAUGUUUGUAAACACCAAUGUGAAAGGCUACAAUACACAUAUAUGCAGCUUAUU
Molecule: messenger RNA, 3258 nt
Organism: Eruca vesicaria subsp. sativa (arugula)
Lineage: Eukaryota; Viridiplantae; Streptophyta; Magnoliopsida; Brassicales; Brassicaceae
Source: the annotation of a GenBank genome assembly